This is a messenger RNA of Gadus macrocephalus (Pacific cod), 1986 nucleotides long. It is a transcript of the gene dolpp1, whose product is annotated as dolichyldiphosphatase 1. The record is from RefSeq and is a predicted model, not a curated record. Gene Ontology annotation, molecular function: dolichyldiphosphatase activity. The transcript is spliced from 8 exons. Bases 61 to 777 code for a protein of 238 amino acids. Gene Ontology annotation, cellular component: endoplasmic reticulum membrane; intracellular membrane-bounded organelle. Lineage: Eukaryota; Metazoa; Chordata; Actinopteri; Gadiformes; Gadidae. Gene Ontology annotation, biological process: protein N-linked glycosylation; lipid biosynthetic process.
CCUAUUGGUCGACGCGGUUCUCACGCGCGUCACAGUGAUCCCCGGUCGUGUCCGGGUAAGAUGGCGUCGGAAGAGCAGUGCUCGGCACCACCUCAAUGGCGGUCAAUAUCUCUUACACAUGUAGAGUUUCCAAAAGACGACCUAACUGGACAAGUGCUGGCCUACAUUAGUCUGUUCCCCAUCGCAGUUCUGGUGGGCUUUGUAACACUCAUAAUGUUCAAACGAGAGCUGCACACGAUUUCGUUUUUCGGUGGACUCAUCCUAAAUGAAGUGGUGAACUGGCUACUGAAGCACAUUAUUAAGGAGCCACGCCCAUGUGCAGGGGCGCAUACUACUCUGAACACGGACUAUGGGAUGCCUUCUAGUCACUCUCAGCUCAUAUGGUUCUUUGUUGUGUAUUUCUUUCUCUUCCUUUAUUUAAGAAUGCAUCAAACAAACAAUGCUCGGUGUGUCGACCUUCUCUGGAGGCACAUCCUGUCCAUCGUCUUGUUGGGCGUGGCCUUAUUAGUUUCCUACAGCAGAGUCUACCUGCUGUAUCACACCUGGAGUCAGGUAUUCUGGGGGGGCGUGGCUGGCAGUGCCAUCGGCAUCACUUGGUUCUUCUUCACACAAGAGGUCCUGACGCCAAUAUUCCCUAAAAUAGCUGCUUGGCCGAUAUCUGAGUACUUCCUGGUGCGAGACACAAGCCUUAUCCCAAAUAUCUUAUGGUUUGAGUACACAGUGACCAGAUCAGAGGCCAGGAACAGGCAACGAAAACUUGGAACAAAACUUCAGUGAUCUCCAAUGAUCUCAUUUUGAAACUGCAUUUAAGAGCACACACUCACACAAUGACCCACACAGACACAGACCAGCGCUCAGUGGAGGAGCACAUCGGGGCCCUCUCUGGGACUGAGGUGGUAUUGAGGAGAGCCAAAGCGUUUCCAGGUGUGGGACUGGCCCCGGGACCUUGGGGCCCCUGAGCGUACUCAUAGCCUCUCGUUCUCCCACAGCUUGCCUAGAUGCUCUCUCAUGCAUGCAAGACUGUUUCCAAGAGGCAUACUAUUUAAUGAUAGAUUAAUAUAUAUUUUAACUGUAAAUGCACGCUGACAAGAAGCCUCGUACUGUAAGAUGCAAGGCGCCCAAAAAGGUCUUUGGUCAAGACUCAAGCAAAUUGGUGGGUGUCAUUACAGCAUGUAAUUGUUGAUCCAUUUUGUUUCCUAUUUAAGGUGGAUAGCUGGGUAUUUAAUUUUAAAUAAUGGGUUAAAUGUGCUUGGGGAGGGGGGUGGUUGAUGCGGGUCUGAUUUGGUCAUGGCGAGGGUUGGUUUUGAGUGGUAUUACCAUGUAUUUUUCAUUGUAUAAUAGAAACAUAAAUUUGGUUAAGAUUUGAAGCAAAAAUACAAUUUGGGCUUUGACAUUUCUACGUUCAGUCUACCACUAGUUAGAGGCCCCUCUUAUACCUGUCUGUUUCUGGAACCGUCGGGCCUUUGUUCGGUUCCAAAGCUGAUUUGCAAGCAAUGUCCAUUUAGUGUACACUUAAGUACUAUUGUGUAUUAGGUCUUUCUUGUUUCUUUUCCUUUUUAUGCUUGAGGAAGGGACCAUAUAUAACAAACUCUCAGUGGUAAUUUCCUUUACUCUACAAAAUACGUUCUUUCUGUGUCUCGUCUUAAAGUAGCAGAUGGGGAGCUGAUAUCCAGGAGUCCGUUUCUAAUUGUUAUGAUUUUUUUUUAUAUUUUCUGUUGGAGUUCUUUUACUUUUUUAACUGAAGUUGAAGGUUGACAUUCCGUAUCAUUUAGUGACAAGACCUUCAACUGUUGAGGGAUUUUUUUUAAUUCCCAAGUUUUUUUGUAGCAUGUUAUGAUUUGUUCCUCACAACAAGGGCAGCUAGUGUUCGCGGUUGUGGAGUGAGGGGGCGGGACCUGGAGCUUGUUUGUAAAUGUCCAUACCUCCACCGAGGGAAGAUGUGUCACUCAUAUCAGGCUGAAUAAAGAAAUGUGUUUAUGUACAAAC